GCUCUUCCCUCGCCAGGCCCUCUGGGCGUCGUAGUCUUCAGGAGCCACGGCAGGCUGGAGCGAGAUUUGCGGCCAUCGCGAUAUCCGCGCGAGCGGUUGCUGCGAUACGGCGGCGCCGCCCGCGGGCUCAUGGCGGCUGAGGGGCGCGAGAGAAGUUAAAAAGGAAACGAAUAUGGCCAGCGGUAACAGACCUCCCACAGCUCGUUCUGCUUCAAGAGCAGGAAUAGGACUGACCUCUUCAUCAAGGCCUGCCUCUUCAUCAAGGACUCCGUCAGCAGGCAGAGUAGGAACAGCGAUGCCUCCUAGUACAGCAAGACCUGGUUCUCGUGGUGGUUCUUUGACUCCUGGAGGAGUCUUAUCAUCUCAGAUUAAAGUUGCAGACCGUCCAGUGACGCAACAGGGAUUAAGUGGAAUAAAAACUGCAGUGAAAGGUCCUCAGAGACAGAUAAUGGAUAAAACGUACUACCUUGGCGUGCUGAGAAGUAAAAUAAAUGAACUUACAACAGAAAUUAACAAGCUGCAGGAGGAAGUAGAAAUGUACAAGCAAGAGAAAUCUGUCUAUUUGUCCUAUGAAAAACGGGCAGAGGCUUUAGCUGGUGAAAUCAAAGAUUUUCAAGGGCAACUAGCAGACUACAACAUGGUUGUGGAUAUACUUAACACCAGUACAGAUAUGGCUGAAGUGAUCCGUGAUUACAAUAUGUUAAAGGUUCAGAAUGACCGAGACACUCAGAAUAUAGAUAAAAUUUUCACAGAAAGACAAGCCACAGAAAAGUUAAUUCAAGCUGUAGAAGAAGAUAUCGAGCGUGAAAAGGUUGUGGCAGAUGACAUAAUGAAAGACAUGUCGCAGGAAAAUCAGGCUAAAUAUCUGGAGAUAAAAGCUGCUAAUGAGAAACUCUCCCAGGAAUUGGUUGUUCAACAGCAGGAAUUGGAUGCACUAAAUGUGAAGGAAGAGAGUCUAAGAGCUGAAAUAGCACACUCUGCGGUGAAACAGGAAGCUGUGCAGUUAUAUGAAAAGCUCCAUGAACUCAAGGAACAUCGAGAUCGAAUGAUUGCUGAGGAUAAGAACAUGGAGUCUCCACAGGAGGAAAGAGAAAGAUUACUAAAGCAGGUUAAAGAUGAUAGUCAAAAAAUUGCAAGCAUGGAAAGACAGUUGGCAGAAGUAAAAGAAAAAAUAGAUUAUUUUAAAAAGGUCAUUCAACGACUUGAUACAGAUCUGGAGAACCAUCGAGGAGAAGAAAAUUGGAAAUACAAGGAGUUGAAGAAGAGGGAAGAGAGCAUGGACAAUUUUCUAGCAACUUUUGAAGAUGUAAAGAAUCAGGAAUUGGAACGAAAGGCCCAAAUAGAAGCCAACAUUGUUGCACUCCUGGAGCACUCGAGCAGGAAUCUGAAUCAUAUGAAACAAAUUUCAUCUGUUACCAAUCAAGAGCUGAAGAUUAUGCAGGAAGACCUCACUUUCAAAUCAAGUGAAAUGCAGAAAUCACAAAGCACUGCUAAGAACCUGAUUACAGAGAGUCAAAAACUGCAGCUGGACCUACAGAAGAUGGAACUGUUGGAGGGCAAGAUGGUUGGUGAACUGGCUUCUCUUAAAGACAAAAUUGAACAGACGAAAGCAGAGUUGGAGAUCUACAAUAAUUUGCCAGCUCUGAAAGCAUCAGGAGAAGAAAAGAAAAAGAAACUCGAGGAUGACAAAGAAAAAUUAACAAAACGCAGUCGUGCUUUUAAGAAAAUAAUGGAGCAUUUGAAUACAGAGUAUGAGACACUAAAGAAGGAGCUGCAAGAAAAUGAGACCCAUUCUCAGCUUACGAAUUUGGAGAGGAAGUGGCAGCACCAUGAGCAAAAUAACUUUAUGAUGAAGGAGUUCAUAGCAACAAAAAGUCAGGAGAGUGACUACCAGCCAAUAAUGAAGAAUUCGAGAAAGCUGGUCAAAGAAUACAACAAAGCUCUCAUAGAAGCUUUACAGAACACCAAGAACUGAACCCAGGCAUUUCCUUCCUGCCUGAAUGGACCAACAAUGAGAGAUGUGCAAAGGCCAUGUGGAAAGCUGGACUACUGAGAUAAUUUAUUCACCACUAGGGUGGAAGAUAUUCUUAAAAUUAUUUUUCCAGGUUUUUAGAAGUUACAGGUUUUAAUACUAUCUCUCCUUUUGCACUGUUUAAAAUUUUUAGAAAUAAACAUCUGAAUUUUAGAAACAAAAAGGAGAUCCUGCCCAAUGAGUUACUGAGGCCCGUUGCUGAAUUGCAUCUCAAAUGUGAAAUUUUAGUCUGCUUUACACCCUGAAUUUCUAAUUGCCUUGUAGUCCUACCCCUGUCAAACACAACAGGACUGCUUUACACGCUGUCAUAUGCAUUAUCUUAAAUUAAGUGCAUAAUAAGAUAAAUGGUAACAUCAACAUACCAUACCUAUAUAUAGCAAUUUAUACCAAGUAAGGAAAGCAUCUAAGGAUGACAAGCAUCUUUUAAAGUCAAAAUAGCUUCAUAGUGUAAAAUCUUACAAUAAAAGCAAAUGCCAGCAAAUUUUCAUUUCCUAAUGGAGACUUAACUUUGUUAUUUUUUAAAUUGUAAAGAGCAAAAUCUGAUAAAAAGUAGUGAAACAUAGCUAACACUGAUUUUGUGUGAAGCAUUUUACUGCUGUAGUAUUCACCAGUAAAGGAAAUAGCAGAGAAAUUUAUUGUAUUUUCUGCAAUGUGUUUUUUCCUCCAGUUUCAAGCGGCAGUGUCAUAUGAAACCUCUGACAAAAAUCCACAAGGAAGAGUUUCAACAUAGAACAAAAACAGGGCUUAUAUAGAAAAUAACAAUGUGCUUUAUGAUACCAAAAUUGCAGAAAACAUUUAGAUUAAAAAAAAAAUCCAUUUAUAUAUUUCUCUCACAUUCUACAUGUAAUGUAUUUUAUAAACUGCUUAUUGAUCA
Camarhynchus parvulus is the source of this 2906-nucleotide messenger RNA. RefSeq names its product intraflagellar transport 74 (gene IFT74). Gene Ontology annotation, cellular component: cilium; intraciliary transport particle B; centrosome. The transcript has 20 exons. Bases 173 to 1975 code for a protein of 600 amino acids. Gene Ontology annotation, biological process: cilium assembly; intraciliary transport involved in cilium assembly. The record is from RefSeq and is a predicted model, not a curated record. NCBI's taxonomy places the organism in Eukaryota, Metazoa, Chordata, Aves, Passeriformes, Thraupidae. Gene Ontology annotation, molecular function: beta-tubulin binding.